UAUAUUUAUGUAUAUAAUAUUGAGGAGACCUGUUCGUGCUACUUCCAUCUUCUCAACAAAUGGCCAACUUCUUGAACCAUAGUGCUCAGCCGGCACAAGUGAAUUACAGAUUGAUUCAUUAUAUUAUACAUUUUUCCCCAGCAAAAAUAAAAUACAUGUACAAAACCAUCUUACCUUACUUACGUGCAUAUCUAUAUAUGUGUGUAUUAUCAUGAUGAUCCAUCUCUAAAUUAAUGGCUAUGGCUAAUCACAACACUAAUAUCUUCAUCAUCUUCUUCACCAUAAUAUUAAUAGCCUCUGUAUCUUUUCACUCAACGUUGUCCCAACCCCAACAAACACCUUCUUCUAGUCUCUGCAACGGUGUUUUCUUAUCCUACGCCUAUACCGGGGGCCGUCCCAUCCCACCAACCGUAGCGAACCCAAUAGACCAGCCGUACAGGUUCGAAUCCUCUGUGACCCUGCUGAACAACGGCCUGGAUGAGCUCAAAUCAUGGAAAGUCUUUCUGGGUUUUCAGCACGACGAAGUUCUGGUCUCUGCUUCUGACUCUGUAAUAUUGGCUGACGACGGAGCUUCAUUCCCUGCUCAAGUUGGAAACGGCGUCGUUCUUGCUGGCUCUGCAUUGAAGGACCUUAAGUCAGCCGUUGACACCGCCGGUGAUGGAAAACAAACAGGUGUCGUAAUCCAAUUGGUGGGUACCCAAUUUGGAGUUGGGACCCCUGAUGUUCCCAUGCCAGUGAAUAUCUCUCUCGCCAAUGAGGGAUACUUCUGUCCUAGUCCCACUACACAAGGGAACAAUGAGAUGCAUUUAUGUUGCACUAGAGAUCCAAGUAAUGAAAAAGUGACUAAUUUUGAAGAGGAAAUCGAAGCUCGUCAAAAGGGUGAUCUUGUUAUCACAUACGACAUAAUUGGUUCAUACGACACAAAUUAUUGGGCACAAGUCACAAUCUCAAACGACAACCCACUCAGUCGUUUAGAGAACUGGAAACUGAGUUGGGAAUGGACAAAGGGCGAGUUCAUUAACUCCAUGAAAGGAGCUUAUCCCAUGGCCAUCGACACAAGAGACUGUAUCUUCGGACCACAAGGUCAGUAUUACAAAGACAUGGAUUUUUCUACUGCCUUGAGCUGCAAGAAAAGACCCACCAUCAUCGAUCUACCUCCAACAAGAGCAAACGAUUCUAAACUCGGAAUGAUUCCCUUCUGCUGCCGGAAUGGAACGAUCCUUUCACCAUUAAUGGAUUCAACCAAAUCCAUUUCCGCUUUUCAAAUGCAAGUUUACAAAAUGCCACCGGACCUGAACCUAACCCAACUCACCCCACCUCAGAACUGGAAGAUCAACGCCACUUGGGGACCCGACUACCAAUGUGGGUCUCCGAUUAAGGUGAGCCCGACUCGAUUCCCGGAACCAUCUGGGUUACCCUCGGAAUCAACAUCCAUAGCUACAUGGCAAGUCGUUUGUAGUAUCAAAACAACCAAAAAAGAAAACCCAAAAUGUUGCGUUUCCUUCUCAGCCUUUUCCAAUGAUUCAGUUGUUCCUUGUAAAACUUGCGCUUGUGGCUGUAAUCAAAACCCCACCAGAACUUGUAACCCAACUGAGCCAUCUCUACUAGUUCGGCCGAAAGCUCUGCUACUGCCAUCGGAAAAUCGAACCGAAGAAGCCUUGGAAUGGGCCAAGAUGAAAGACUUGCACGUUCCGGAGUUACUACCCUGCGUGGACAAUUGUGGGAUCAACAUAAACUGGCAUUUGGAUUCGGAUUUCAGGGGUGGUUGGACGGCGAGAAUGACUCUGCUCAACUGGGCUGAAACAGCGUCUGUGGACUGGUUUGCAGCGGUGGAGUUGGUCGAACCUGGAGCUGUAUUUAAAAAGGCUUACUCGUUCAAUGCAAGCUUUGUUCCAGGCUCGAACGGCAGUAUUAUUUUCAUGAAAGGUUUAAAGGGAUUGAAUUAUCUUCAUGCAGCUGAAAAUGGUGAUAAUCCGAAGAAAGAUCCAAGAGUGGCUGGUAAACAACAGUCGAUGAUUAUGUUCAAGAAGAAGAAUCCAGAUUUGGAUUUGAGUGGUGUAGACGGGUUUCCGACGAGGGUUUUGUUCAACGGCGAGGAGUGUGUUCUUCCGACAAUGUUUCCCAGAAACGACAAUGAAAAAAAAGGUGUGGUCGUGAAGACCAUUUUUCUUAGCCUUAUCUUUGUUAUGGCUUAUUUGUUACUGUAGAUUUAAUUUUUUAUUUUUUAUUAUUGUUUUGGUAAUCUCACAAGGGAUAAUAAUAAUAUUGAUUUUUUUUUGCAAAAUAUUUUUAUUAUAAAUCCAAAAGUUACCCUUGUUUUCGUUUGAAUUUGGGCUAAUGUAACUUUAUAGUACAUAUGUAACCAAACAUUCCUUUCUUGGAUAAUUAUUUUGUAGUUCCAUUUUAGGGUUGGAUUGUUUGGAUACAAUUAUAUCUAAUCCGCCUAAAUGAAAAGGUUUCAACAAUGUUAAAUUAAAUAAGUUAAUAAAUGGUAUUUUUGAUA
Molecule: messenger RNA, 2503 nt
Organism: Humulus lupulus (European hop)
Lineage: Eukaryota; Viridiplantae; Streptophyta; Magnoliopsida; Rosales; Cannabaceae
Product: COBRA-like protein 7
Exons: 3
Coding region: 234-2207 (657 amino acids)
Biological process (GO): cellulose microfibril organization
Cellular component (GO): membrane
Molecular function (GO): carbohydrate binding
Source: RefSeq, a predicted model, not a curated record